GGCCCGGGGGCGGGGCGGGGCAGGCCGCCGAGCACGCUGUCCCCGGAGCAGUGUGGUUCCUCUCGGCUUCCGUGAAACACCGGCAAGAUGGCAGCGACCGAGACGGUUAGGCUACGGCUUCAGUUUGAUUAUCCGCCGCCAGCCACCCCGCACUGCACGAUCUUCUGGCUCCUUGUCGACCUUAACCGAUGUCGAGUGGUCACCGAUCUCAUUAGCCUCGUCCGUCACCGCUUCGGCUUCAGCUCCGGCGCGCUCCUGGGCCUCUACUUGGACGGGGGACUCCUACCGCCCACCGAGAGCGCGCGCGUAGUGAGGGACAACGACUGCCUCAGAGUUAAGUUAGAAGAGAGAGAGAUUCUUGAGGAUCCUGUAGUAGUCAGGAAUGGGGGUGAUUUUCACUCCUCCCCAAGGAAAGCAAAGAAGCGGACUUUAAAGUUGGUAGAGGAUGAAGAGACAGAUCUGGGGUACAGAUAUUCAAGGAAGCCCUGGAAGAGGCAGAAGAACAGCAGCAACCAUGAGAAGGCCUUGGAUCUAGAGCCAAAAGCUGGCACUGAUCGGACUCUGAAGAAAAAAAACAAGAGAAGAAACAAAGCACCAUGUGGCACCGUGGGUGAGCAGGAGGAGGAGACCAAAAGAACGUCGCCAAGGAAAAAGGAGAAGUGUGAAUAUAAGAAGCAGAUCAGGAACCCCAAGUCUUCAGAGUGGUCCACCCACAACAUUAAUUCUCCGAAAAGUUCCUCCAGCCUGGCUAAAGCCAGACAGAAAGGUGGGGUGGUCACUGGGCCAAAAGUUAGUCCUGGGACCUCCUCGGAAUCUGAGUCUAGCCCUGAGUCCUCCAGUGAUGUCACCUUGGUGGUUGGGAACUCCUUAGACAAACUGUCAGCUGAGUUAUCAAAGGAAGGACCCACUACCAAAAAUCCAACUGUGAACAAAGUGGCGGUCAAAACCACCCCGAACCUCCCCACCAGCAAGGUCAAGUCUGCUCCAGCCACCUCUUCUAGUUCAGACUCCAGUUCGGAGUCCGAUGACCAGCCUGUCAUGCUCAAGAAGCCCCUGGACUGUGCGUCAGGCUCCUUCAAGACAGCAGGCCUCUUCGCAGGGCGAGGCUGUCCCGGCCCCGGGCAAUCAUCACAGGCAGCUAAUGCCAUGGGGUGGAAACCUGGUGACUCAAAUGGCAUCAGACAGACUCCUGGUCAUCCUCCCAGUGUAUCUGUCUCUGGCAGUCUGGGAAGAGGCUGGGGCCGAGGAGAGCCUUGGAAGGGAGCGAGGGGCCGCGGCCCGAGGGGGAGAGGUCGAGGACGAGGAAAUGUGGUUUCCUGCACCCUACAUAAAAGUGCCGAGUAUCAGAAGCAACAGCAAUUAAGUGAGGUUGUCUCAAACUCAUCUACCAUUAUCCAGAAUCCAGCAGAGGUACACAAGAAGGACUAUAGUCUGUUACCACUAUUAGCAGCUGCCCCUCGCAUUGGAGAAAAGAUUGCAUUUAAGCUUUUGGAACUAACAGCUGACUAUAGUCCUGAUGUGUCUGACUAUAAGGAAGGAAAAAUAUUAAGCCACAAUCCAGAGACCCAGCAAGUAGAUAUAGAAAUUCUAUCAUCCUUACCUGCCUUGAAAGAACCCGGGAAGUUUGAUUUGGUUUAUCACAAUGAGAACGGAACUGAGGUAGUGGAGUAUGCGGUGACGCAGGAGAGGAGGAUCACUGUGUAUUGGAGAGAGUUGAUCGAUCCAAGAUUGAUCGUUGAAUCCUCAGCUCACGUCACAAGGACAGAGCUUGCUUGAGUGCAGCCUCUUCAUCAAGGUCAUACAUGUGUUGCUUGUAAAAGUAACUACAGCCUCAAUUUUUUUUUUUAAAGAGGGUUUGAAAGUUGUAUGGAUUUGUUGUCAUCUUCACGCUACAGACUAGGGGGG
Molecule: messenger RNA, 1905 nt
Organism: Perognathus longimembris pacificus (Pacific pocket mouse)
Lineage: Eukaryota; Metazoa; Chordata; Mammalia; Rodentia; Heteromyidae
Gene: Coil
Product: coilin
Exons: 7
Coding region: 88-1776 (562 amino acids)
Biological process (GO): spliceosomal snRNP assembly
Cellular component (GO): Cajal body
Molecular function (GO): U1 snRNA binding; U2 snRNA binding
Source: RefSeq, a predicted model, not a curated record